This is a messenger RNA of Nerophis ophidion (straightnose pipefish), 4434 nucleotides long. It is a transcript of the gene pcdh10b, whose product is annotated as protocadherin 10b. NCBI's taxonomy places the organism in Eukaryota, Metazoa, Chordata, Actinopteri, Syngnathiformes, Syngnathidae. Bases 285 to 3188 code for a protein of 967 amino acids. Gene Ontology annotation, biological process: homophilic cell-cell adhesion. Gene Ontology annotation, molecular function: calcium ion binding. The transcript has 6 exons. Gene Ontology annotation, cellular component: plasma membrane. The record is from RefSeq and is a predicted model, not a curated record.
GUGCGUGCGUGCGUGAUCAAUGCAGAGAGGAUAGAGAGUGCAGUUUAGAGAGCAGAAUGCCAAGGAAGACACUCAUAGACAUGUCUCAUGCGUCGUUGUGGGACACAAUUGGACUUUUGUGGACUGGAUUAUAAUUAAUAUUUUUAUUUUUAAUGAUUUCCCGCCAUCUUUCAGGCUGUGAUUAUUCCAGGGAAGGCAGGGGAUGAAGGAAAUGAACAUUUAUUUAACCCAAGGAGGAUUUUAAAGCUUUUUUUUUUUUUUUUUGGUUUCUUUCCUGUCCUGCAAUGUUCGCGUUCUGGAUGGUCUUGUGCGUCAUGGAAGGAGUCAUGGCUCAGAUCCGCUACUCCGUGCCGGAGGAGGCGGACCACGGCACCUUGGUGGGGAACAUCGCCGAGGACCUGGGACUGGACUUGACCAAGCUGGCGUCCCGUCACUUCCAGGUCGUGCCCAGCUCCCGGACGUCGUACUUGGAAGUCAACCUGGAGAACGGAGUCCUGUUCGUGAACGAGAAGAUCGACCGAGAGCAAAUCUGCAAGCAGAGCGCAAGCUGCCAGCUCAACAUGGAAGUGUUCCUGGAGGACCCUCUGGAGCUUUUCCGAGUGGAAAUCGAGGUGGCAGACAUCAACGACAACCCGCCCAGCUUCCCGGAAGCGGACAUCACGGUGGAGAUCUCAGAAAGCGCCACGCCAGGCACGCGCUUCCCGCUGGAGAGCGCCGUGGAUCCCGACGUGGGCUCCAACUCUUUACGCGCGUACGACAUGACCACCAACAACUACUUCCGCCUGGACGUGCACAGCCAAGCGGACGGGACCAAGUUCGCCGAGCUGGUGCUGGAGAAGCCGCUGGACCGGGAGCAACAGGCGGCUCACAGGUACGUGCUGACGGCGGUGGACGGCGGCCAGCCUCCGCGCACCGGAACCGCGCUGCUGGUCGUUAAAGUUUUGGACUCAAACGACAACGUGCCCGUCUUCCAGCAGCCCGUUUACGGCGUGGAGCUAGCGGAAAACGCGCCCGCGGGCACGCUCGUCAUCCAGCUGAACGCCACCGACCUGGACGAGGGGGCGAACGGAGACGUCGUCUACUCCUUCAGCAACCACAUCUCCAACCGCGUCAAGGACCUGUUCAGCAUCGACGCGCGCACGGGCCGCGUGGAAGUGCGCGGUGAGGUGGACUUUGAGGAAAGCGGCAUCUAUCAGAUCUUCGUCCAAGCCAAGGACAUGGGACCCAACGCCGUGCCCGCCCACUGCAAAGUCCUGGUCACCGUUACGGACUUGAACGACAACCCCCCGGAGAUCACCUUCAGCACUGUCACUGAGUCCGUGAGUGAAAAAGCACCGCCCGGUACUGUAAUUGCUUUGCUGAGUGUGACAGACCUGGACGCAGAAGAGAACGGACAGAUCGGCGUGGAGAUCCUAGGCGACGUCCCCUUUAAGUUGAAAUCAUCAUUUAAGAACUAUUUCACCAUCGUGACCGACGGACUGCUGGACAGGGAGCAGGCCGACUCCUAUUCGGUGACAGUGGUCGCCAGGGAUAAAGGGUCACCCUCGCUGACCACAAGCAAGUCCAUCAGAGUCCAAGUGUCAGACGAUAAUGACAACGCGCCCACGUUCUCGCAAAAUGUAUAUGACGUGUACGUUACGGAGAACAAUGUGCCAGGCGCUUACAUUCACGCUGUGACGGCUUUGGACCCGGACGUAGGACAGAAUGCUCUCAUUAGUUAUUCCAUACUAGAGUGUGACAUCCAGGGCAUGUCUGUCAAAACUUAUGUGUCCAUCAACGAGGAGACCGGGUACCUCUACGCGCUCAGGUCCUUUGACUACGAACAACUGAAGGAGUUUUUGUUCAUGGUUCAGGCCCAAGAUGCUGGCAGCCCAGAGCUGUCUACAAACGCCACGGUCAAAGUCAUCAUCGUGGACCAGAACGACAACGCCCCCCUCGUGUUGGCCCCAGUGGGGAAGAACGGCACCGCCGAGGAGCCUUUACCCCGCUCCGCUGAGCCGGGGUACCUGGUGACGCGUGUCGUGGCGAUGGAUGCCGAUGACGGCGAGAACGCUAGACUCUCUUACAGCAUCCGUAGAGGAAACGAGAACGGCAUGUUCAGAAUGGACUGGAGGACUGGGGAACUACGCACAGCGAGGCGGGUGUCAGCUAAGCGAGACCAGCACAGGUUGUACAACCUGCUGGUUGAGGUCAGAGACCACGGUCAGCCUCCCUUGUCCUCCAGCACCGGCAUACUAGUGGUGUUGGUGGACAGCGUGGCGGUGGGGGGAGGUGUCGGUGUCCGAGGAGGUGGCGCCAAGGCCAAAGAAAGCAACCUGGACCUGACCCUCAUCCUCAUCAUCGCCUUGGGCUCGGUCUCCUUCAUCUUCCUGCUGGUCAUGAUCGUGCUGGCCGUGCGCUGUCAGAAGGACAAAAAACUCAACUUCUACACCUGCCUGACUAGUGACUGCUGCUUGGGCUGCCGCUCCUGCUGCUCGCGGCACGGCCGGGCACGCAAGAAGAAGCUUAGCAAAUCUGACAUCAUGCUGGUGCAAAGUGCCGUGAAUGUCAGCGGGGCAGGCACGGUCCAAGUCCCCGUGGAGGAGUCAGGCAGCUUUGGCUCCAGCCAUCUUAACCAGAACUAUUGUUACCAGGUAUGUCUGACUCCUGAGUCCGCCAAAACAGACCUCAUGUUCCUAAAGCCGUGUAGUCCGUCCAGGAGCACGGGCACCGAACACAACCCGUGUGGGGCCUUGGUGACCGGUUACACAGACCAGCAGCCUGACAUUAUAUCCAAUGGCAGCAUAUUAUCAAACGAGACAAAACACCAGCGAGCAGAGCUCAGCUACCUGGUUGACAGACCAAGACGAGUUAACAGCUCGGCGUUCCAGGAGGCAGACCUAGUCAGUUCCAAAGACAGCGGUCAUGGAGACAGCGAGCAGGGUGACAGUGACCACGAUGCCACCAACCGAGGCAUCUCCACUGGCGCUGAUCUGUUCUCCAACUGUACGGAAGAGUGUAAAGCACUUGGUCACUCUGAUCGCUGCUGGAUGCCGAGCUUCAUGCCCACUGAUGGGCGGCAGGGCCCAGACUACCGCAGCAACCUCCAUGUGCCGGGAGACACAACACCAACAUCUUCAUCAUCAUCACCACCAUCAUCAUCUUCACGGCACCAAAGACAAGAAAGACUCGAAAGUCUUUCUGCCUAAAUCGUCAUCUUGUUUACGAGGAAAAGGCUUUGCGAGCUCUUUUCGUGUGGACGUUACGGACACGGCGUGACUUUGCACAAUCGCACCUCCCAACAUUGACGACCGGAAUUGGAUUUGAAGGAAAAAAAAGAACACUUAAAGAACUUCAAUCCGCUGAAAUUCCUGGGAGGAAUGUCUUCAGGGGGGACGCGGUGUCAUGGCGAGGAGAUGUGGAGGAGGGGAAGAAUGCCUUACUUGGAGCUCCUGGGAGGACUAGAGUGUCUCAGCAGGACUGAGCAAGUCCAAACAAACAAUGUGCGGACGUCCAUGCGGCAGACAAACGUGUGUCUGUCACCUCUUUGCAAUGUUUAGUGUGCGUGUUUACACUCUGGUACGUCUUUACGCUUACAAGGACACCACGCAGCCCUUUAGGACUCUGUCCUCACGCCAAACUGUACAGUCCAUUCUUUUCUAGCAUUCCUUUGGUGCUUUUUUUUUUUGUUGCUAUUUUUCAUUCUUUUAUUCAACUCGCAGGAAAACAUUACAGCAGAUUUUUCUUCAUGUAUUUUCGAGCCUAUUAAAAAAGUGUUCAAAGUUAACCCUAAUAGUUGAAAUGAGCUUCAAUGUUAUAAGCUUGUUUACUUGACAUAUGGCCAUAUUGGGAGAGGCACAUGACAGUCACACGACAAGCACUUAAUGUUUUCUUUGUAUGUGACAAAGUUGCGUAGAAAAGAUUGGUGCUUUUAAGUUUUGCUAACUUUGCUUAUCAUGGGUUCAACGUGUUUUUUUCUAUUUCUCGGGUUGGUUUUUGCACCAUCACAUUUGUGGGUUUGAAUAGUUUGUAUCACGCGUAAAAAUAAAAAAAUAAAAAAAGGUGUUUAUUCCAGUACUCUUGAAAAAGAUGAAUAUCAAAGUCUAUAUAUCGAUUAUCUGUAUCUACUUGUGAUGGAACUUUUUUUUUUUUUUUUCUAAAUUUCGAUUGAGAGUUUUGACUGUCUGAUGGGGGCUGGUUGCUGUCGCGACCAAGAGACCAAACAAUGUCAGAAGAUGUAAUAAAAAAAAAAAAGUUUCAUAAUUUUUUUCCACGUUUAGAUAUGAUCAAAAGUGUAUGCAAAGAAUUCAAUUCAUGGUAAUUCUGUGUGAUUGUAAUCAACAACUUCAUCAUUAUUUGAUAAACAAACAGAAUCAAUCAAUACAUUUUCUCACAUCACAACCACAUAAACAACAAAUAUUAAAAACAAUAAAGUGAAAAUGGAUUUAUCUCAAA